CUUGUCGCCAUCUUGCCCCUUCUGAGGCACCGCAAACAAACCCAAUUCCUGGUGUCUCCUAGUCUUGGCGGAGGAGCAUUUUAGAUGAGCCCCGAAAGGCCGGGCAGGGAGGACAAGCUCUUUGGGGCUACCAAACAGAAGCAGCAAUGCCUGUUGUGUGGCCAACCCUUUUGGAUCUCAGCAGGGAUGAAUGCAAAAGGAUUCUUCGAAAAUUGGAAUUGGAGGCAUAUGCUGGAGUUAUCAGUGCACUUCGGGCACAGGGGGAUCUCACCAAGGAAAAGAAAGAUCUUCUUGGAGAACUCUCAAAAGUUCUUAGCAUCUCAACAGAACGCCAUCGUGCUGAAGUUCGGAGAGCAGUAAACGAUGAACGGUUAACAACAAUUGCACAUAAAAUGAAUUUAUCCUUAUAUUUGGGUGAAAGACCAAGUUACAGUAUGUCUGGACCUAAUAGCUCCUCAGAAUGGUCCAUUGAAGGUCGUCGGUUGGUACCACUGAUGCCCCGGCUAGUUCCCCAAACUGCCUUCACUGUAACAGCUAAUGCUGUUGCAAAUGCAGCCAUCCAGCACAAUGCAUCCCUUCCAGUGCCUGCAGAAACAGGAAGCAAAGAAGUAGUGGUUUGUUAUUCCUACACAAGUACCACGUCAACCCCAACCUCUACCCCUGUUCCAAGUGGCAGCAUAGCAACGGUUAAGUCUCCAAGACCUGCCAGUCCUGCCUCCAAUGUAGUUGUCUUGCCAAGUGGAAGUACUGUUUAUGUCAAAAGUGUUAGCUGUUCAGAUGAAGAUGAAAAACCCAGAAAACGAAGGCGAACAAACUCCUCUAGCUCCUCUCCCGUUGUCCUAAAGGAAGUUCCAAAGGCUGUUGUUCCAGUCUCAAAGACCAUCACUGUGCCUGUGAGUGGCAGUCCCAAGAUGAGCAACAUCAUGCAGAGUAUUGCCAACUCCUUACCACCCCACAUGUCUCCUGUGAAAAUAACCUUCACCAAACCAUCAACACAAACGACAAACACAACAACACAGAAGGUAAUUAUAGUGACCACAUCACCAAGUUCAACCUUCGUGCCCAACAUUCUCUCCAAAUCCCAUAAUUAUGCAGCAGUCACUAAGCUUGUACCAACAUCAGUCAUUGCUUCCACAACUCAGAAGCCACCGGUUGUUAUAACUGCUUCACAGUCCUCUCUGGUCAGUAGUAGCAGCAGUGGCAGCAGCAGUUCUACGCCAUCACCUAUUCCUAAUACAGUUGCAGUAACAGCUGUGGUAUCCUCCACACCGUCUGUAGUCAUGUCAACAGUAGCACAAGGUGUAUCUACAUCAGCAAUUAAAAUGGCAUCAACAAGACUUCCUUCCCCCAAAAGCUUAGUGAGUGCUCCAACCCAGAUUCUCGCACAGUUUCCUAAACAGCAUCAACAGUCUCCUAAGCAGCAGUUACAUCAAGUGCAACAACAGACACAGCAACAGGUGGCCCAGCCUUCUCCAGUAUCUCAUCAGCAACAGCCUCAGCAGUCCCCUUUGCCACCUGGUAUCAAACCUACCAUCCAAAUCAAACAGGAGUCAGGUGUUAAAAUCAUCACACAACAGGUUCAGCCAAGUAAAAUCUUACCUAAACCAGUGACUGCAACUCUUCCCACCAGUAGCAAUUCCCCUAUUAUGGUGGUUAGCAGUAAUGGUGCAAUUAUGACAACUAAACUGGUAACCACUCCUACGGGUACACAGGCAACCUAUACCCGGCCAACAGUGAGCCCAUCCAUAGGUCGGAUGGCUGCAACACCUGGAGCUGCAACCUAUGUGAAAACUACCAGUGGUAGCAUCAUUACAGUAGUACCCAAAUCAUUAGCUACUUUGGGGGGCAAGAUAAUUAGCAGUAAUAUAGUUUCUGGAACAACUACCAAAAUCACUACAAUCCCAAUGACUUCCAAGCCUAAUGUGAUUGUUGUGCAAAAGACAACAGGAAAAGGAACGACCAUUCAAGGCCUCCCUGGCAAAAAUGUUGUCACAACAUUGUUAAAUGCUGGAGGAGAAAAGACAAUUCAGACAGUGCCAACAGGAGCAAAGCCAGCUAUCAUCACUGCUACAAGACCUAUCACCAAAAUGAUUGUAACUCAGCCCAAAGGAAUAGGUUCUACAGUUCAACCAGCAGCUAAAAUUAUCCCAACAAAAAUUGUUUAUGGGCAGCAAGGGAAAACACAGGUUCUUAUUAAACCCAAACCAGUAACAUUUCAAGCCACAGUUGUUAGUGAACAAACAAGACAGCUGGUAACAGAAACAUUACAGCAAGCAUCCAGGGUAGCAGAGGCUGGUAAUUCAUCUAUUCAGGAAGGAAAAGAAGAACCACAGAGUUAUACGGAUAGUAGUUCCUCUUCCACAGAGUCCUCUCAAAGUUCCCAAGAUUCCCAGCCUGUAGUUCAUGUAAUUGCUUCCCGGCGUCAGGAUUGGUCAGAACAUGAGAUUGCAAUGGAGACUAGCCCCACCAUAAUAUAUCAGGAUGUAUCCAGUGAAUCACAAUCAGCUACUUCAACAAUCAAAGCUCUUUUAGAACUCCAACAGACAACAGUGAAGGAAAAAUUGGAAUCUAAACCAAGACAACCCACUAUUGACUUGAGUCAAAUGGCAGUGCCUAUUCAGAUGACCCAGGAAAAGAGACAUUCUCCUGAGAGUCCAUCAAUUGCUGUGGUAGAGUCAGAACUAGUUGCUGAAUACAUCACUACUGAACGCACUGAUGAGGGGACAGAGGUUGCUUUUCCCCUUCUAGUCAGCCAUCGAUCCCAGCCCCAACAGCCCUCCCAGCCCCAGCGGACCCUGCUCCAACACGUGGCUCAGUCACAGACUGCAACGCAGACAUCGGUGGUGGUGAAGUCCAUCCCAGCCUCUUCUCCAGGAGCAAUCACCCACAUUAUGCAGCAGGCAUUAAGCAGUCACACUGCUUUUACCAAACACAGCGAGGAACUUGGAACUGAGGAGGGCGAGGUUGAAGAGAUGGACACUUUAGACCCUCAGACAGGUCUGUUUUACCGAUCUGCUCUGACUCAGUCACAGUCAGCUAAACAGCAGAAACUUAGCCAGUCCCAGCUGGAACAGACUCAGCUGCAAGUGAAAACUCUGCAGUGCUUCCAGACUAAACAGAAGCAGACCAUCCACCUGCAGGCAGACCAGCUCCAGCACAAACUCCCGCAAAUGCCCCAGCUUUCCAUCAGGCAUCAAAAACUCACCCCUCUCCAGCAAGAACAAGCACAGCCCAAGCCAGAUGUACAGCACACACAGCAUCCCAUGGUGGCCAAAGACAGGCAGCUUCCUACUUUAAUGGCACAGCCCCCGCAAACUGUAGUACAGGUGCUUGCAGUGAAAACCACGCAGCAGCUCCCUAAACUGCAGCAAGCUCCGAACCAACCAAAAAUCUACGUGCAACCCCAAACCCCCCAGAGCCAAAUGUCGCUCCCUGCCUCGUCAGAGAAACAGCCGGCAAGCCAGGUGGAGCAGCCAAUUAUAACUCAAGGAUCCUCUGUUACAAAGAUAACUUUUGAGGGGCGCCAGCCUCCCACAGUUACAAAGAUAACUGGUGGCAGUUCUGUGCCUAAGCUGACAUCACCAGUUACAAGCAUAUCUCCCAUUCAGGCCUCUGAGAAGACAGCAGUGUCAGACAUAUUGAAAAUGUCUUUGAUGGAAGCUCAGAUUGAUACAAAUGUAGAGCAUAUGGUAGUGGAUCCCCCAAAGAAGGCUCUUGCCACUAGUAUGCUCACGGGUGAAGCAGGAUCAUUACCCUCCACCCACAUGGUGGUGGCAGGGAUGGCGAAUUCCACUCCCCAGCAACAGAAAUGUAGAGAGUCCUGUUCAAGUCCAUCUGCUGUUGGCCCUCCCCUAACGGCCAGAAAAAUCGAUGCACCAGGAGUGCCUGCGACAGGCCAAUUCAUGCGUAUUCAGAAUGUAGGCCAAAAGAAAGCUGAAGAGAGCCCAGCAGAAAUUAUCAUCCAGGCCAUUCCCCAGUAUGCUAUUCCUUGCCACGCCAGCUCCAAUGUGGUUGUGGAGCCCAGUGGGCUUCUGGAGCUAAACAACUUCACCAGUCAGCAGCUGGAUGAUGAUGAGACAGCAAUGGAGCAGGACAUAGACAGUAGCACGGAGGAUGGAACCGAGCCCAGCCCCUCUCAGAGUUCUGCCGAACGGUCCUAGUGUUUUGGACACAGGAGUGCACUUUAAAACCUGCUUGGUUACCAAGUGUCCAGGGAAACUUGUAUUUUGAUGUCUAAAAAAAAGCACUUUGCCCGUACGUAGGCUGUGGACCCUGAAACAGCAGUGUUUCAACAAGAUAUUGCUGCAGGAGCAGCAUUUUAACAAGAUAAAGCUCACAGGGGAAUGUACUUUUUUAAAAAAAA
Urocitellus parryii (Arctic ground squirrel) is the source of this 4363-nucleotide messenger RNA. RefSeq names its product EMSY transcriptional repressor, BRCA2 interacting (gene Emsy). Gene Ontology annotation, cellular component: nucleoplasm. The record is from RefSeq and is a predicted model, not a curated record. NCBI's taxonomy places the organism in Eukaryota, Metazoa, Chordata, Mammalia, Rodentia, Sciuridae. Gene Ontology annotation, biological process: regulation of DNA-templated transcription.